This is a messenger RNA of Penicillium chermesinum, 1074 nucleotides long. RefSeq lists its product as uncharacterized. The transcript has a single exon. Gene Ontology annotation, biological process: zinc ion import across plasma membrane. Gene Ontology annotation, molecular function: high-affinity zinc transmembrane transporter activity. The coding region runs from base 1 to 1074 and encodes 357 amino acids. Gene Ontology annotation, cellular component: plasma membrane. The record is from RefSeq and is a predicted model, not a curated record. Lineage: Eukaryota; Fungi; Ascomycota; Eurotiomycetes; Eurotiales; Aspergillaceae.
AUGCCUUUCGACCCAAACAAUGUCGACCUCGCAACGGCCGACCCGACCGAGGUGAUCUGUUACCUGGGUCUCGGGAAGAAUGAGUACAAUGGCCAUCUAGGAGCGCGCAUCUCCUCCAUCUUCGUCAUUGGCUUCGUCUCCACGGUAUUCACCUUCUUCCCCGUGGUUGCCAAGCGUGUGCCUAAGAUGCGUAUCCCGAUAUACGUCUACUUAUUUGCCAAGUACUUUGGUGCCGGUGUCAUCAUCGCCACGGCCUUCAUCCACCUUCUUGACCCCGCGUACUCAGAAAUCGGCGGCCAGACCUGCGUCGGCAUGACCGGCUACUGGGCCGAGUAUUCCUGGUGCCCGGCCAUCGUGCUUACCUCGCUGAUGAUCGUCUUCCUCAUGGACUUCGGUGCAGAGCGCUACGUCGAGAAGAAGUUCGGGCUGUGCCGUGACGACCCGGAGCCGAUCAUGGCUACGUCGGUCGCCGACGACACGCAAGUCCACCGGACCAACUCCCAGCCUCGCUCGGUCCAGGGCGAGGAGAAAAAGAUGCGGCAGAUGGAGGAUGGGACCUCCGACUCGGAGGAGAUGGUGGAGCGGUCGUUCCAGCAGCAGAUCGCCGCCUUCCUGAUUCUGGAAUUCGGUGUGAUCUUCCACUCUGUGAUUAUCGGCCUCAACCUCGGUGUCGCGGGUGAUGAGUUUUCGACUCUGUACCCUGUGCUCGUGUUCCACCAGUCAUUCGAGGGCCUGGGUAUCGGCGCCCGUAUGUCCGCUAUCCCCUUCAAGAAGGGAAGCUGGUUGCCCUGGGCGCUGUGCACGGCCUAUGGCUUGACGACGCCUAUCGCGAUUGCCAUCGGUCUGGGCGUGCGCACCACCUACAACUCGGGCUCCUACACCGCGAACGUGGUCUCGGGUGUCCUGGAUGCCAUCUCGGCUGGUAUUCUGAUCUACACGGGUCUGGUCGAGCUGCUCGCGGGCGACUUCCUCUUCGACCCUCACCGGACGCAGGAUGACAAGCGUCUUACUUUCAUGGUGAUCUCGGUGCUUCUCGGCACUGGCAUCAUGGCUCUUCUGGGCAAGUGGGCGUAA